AUGGGAUUCACUACAAAUAGGCUCAAUGUGACUCCUGCAAUCACUCCAGAAGUGCACAUCAAGCACACUAAAUACAUCGAUGCAAGAAGGUACCUCAAUACAGAGGCAGACAUCAAUCUGGAGGGUGGGGAAACCAAGGGUAUAGAGGAUGAAGAUGCAACAUUAUCGUACCCUCUGCAAGACAAAGCAGCAUGGGACAUCCUAGAGGAGUACCUCACCUCAGAGAUGAACUUUCCUCAAAUGGAAGCCAAACUUGUCUCACACCUGGGCUCUCAAUAUCAUGAAGAGGACUGGACAGAAGCAAUGUGUGCAUUAUUCUCAGCCAAUGAAGACAAUGUCCAGGCUUUGGCAAAUCUUUGCACCAUCAAAGCUCAGCAUAUCUUGCCAGGGAAAGUUGUGGCCCCCUCGAGGGGGUCAAUCCAUCAAUCUGCAUAUGCUUGUGAGAUUGCACGCCAGACUAUCAAGCAGUUCAUUCAAGAUGAAAUCAGCUCUAGCAAUGCAUACCACCUUCUGGAGGUGGAAUUCACAGAUAACCCAACAUCAUUGGCGUACUGGGAGUCAGUAUUGGAUGUGAUCGUGGAUGCUGUUACAUGUGAGGCAAGACUCAAAAUAUUUGACACACGAGCAUUCCAUGUAGUUGAAAGUAUUUCAAGUGCAGUGUCUGCAGCAGUCUCAGACCAAUCUUCUAGAGGAAUAGGAGUAUUUGAAAAGCCAGUGUCAAGUGCACAUGAUGAUGGGAUGGCAUCAGCACGUGACCUUCCAACCUGGCUUAUCACCAUGCCUUCCAUGCAGUUGAGAAGCAAGGGUUUCAAGAUCCAUAGCAAAUGCAACUUGACAAUCCCUGGCUGGUAUCAACCCAUAUGUGGUCAAUAUCAGCAUGACAUAGGAUACACACAUUCAUAUGAUCCACAAACUGAUACCAUCAUGCUGUUGGUCACAUCCAGGGAGGUACCAGGGUGGGAAGUCAGGAAAGACUCCCAUGUGCUGCACCUAUAUAAUCCUCCCAACAACAUCUUAAGCUCUGUGGGUCGCAACAAGACUUACCUCCAUGGCCUUCUGGCACUCAAACUGCACAGAAAUGCAGUUUUUGAGAUUCCAAUUCCUGCUCCAGAGAGCAUUAUGCUUCACCAGGAGUCAAGAUGUAAUCCUGCAUUCAUGCAAUCUACAUUGCAUGCAUAUGCCGCACAACAUUGGAUGGAAGGUGAUUUAGUAAUAGUUAUGUCAGCAUCAGCAUACAUGGAAGAAUCUGUGCACAUUAAGAAAAUCUCACAUGAACCAAUUAUGUUUGCCAUCUCCAAUCUUGAAAGGAAAUUCUGUGUGGGGGGUGGUGUUCAUGUGCUUGACAGCAGUUCAGUGACUUCACAACUCAAAGGAAAAACUGGAAUGGUUGUUCAAGUCAACGAGACUAUGGUUGAUUUCACCAUUGCAAUUGAUUUGUUGGGGACAUUUGUUAGGGACAUUAGCAGAUGGGUUUUCAUAAAUGUAUCACACAACCAUGACACCCUGAUGAAAGCUGGCGAUAUCAUUCAAGUCAUUAGAAGUGACCCACUCUGUGCAUCGGGGAUGGUACUGCAUGUGAAUCUGGAUGACAAAACAUUAACAUUCAAAGACAGGAGAUUAAAAGAGCUGGAAGGGUGUUCUGCUCACUGGUGUUUACUUGCCUCUGUGUCAGCUAAGGGAAUUUCUCAGACCAUUUCUGCUGUAGAAGUAUCAGUAUGGGAUGCCCCCAUCAACUUGUUAGUGAUAGAUCAGUAUCCAUCAUCUGCAGGCUUCCAUAAUGAUCAAUCUGAUGCUUGGUCAUUUAACAAGGCUGACAGGGAAGAAUGCCAAUUGCAUCCUCCCAGUGCAACAAACCCAUCAUCUGAUUGGGGAUCUUACCUUAACCAGAUCGUUGACACUGUUGCCCUGGACCCAUUUCUCCUCCAGGAAGGACCAGUGAAAGAUAGUGAAAUCUUCAUCAGGUAUUCCUCCAGAACAAAAAAUAAGGGGAUGAAGGAGGAUCCAAUUCCCAUCAAAUAUCUUUUACCAGAACUACCAACAGGAAAAAACAAGAAGUUCACUGUGAUACGAGGCGACCUCAUGGGGAGCAUUCAUACAAUGAUGUCUGCCAGGAAGGACCAGGAAGAUAUAACCACAAUGGAAGGGAAGAAAUUUAAUUGCGCUGAUACAUGUAUGAUUAUCAACAAAAGUUAG
This is a messenger RNA of Suillus subaureus, 2193 nucleotides long. RefSeq lists its product as uncharacterized. Lineage: Eukaryota; Fungi; Basidiomycota; Agaricomycetes; Boletales; Suillaceae. The record is from RefSeq and is a predicted model, not a curated record. Bases 1 to 2193 code for a protein of 730 amino acids. The transcript is spliced from 12 exons.